Messenger RNA from Pelecanus crispus (Dalmatian pelican), 714 nucleotides. The record is from RefSeq and is a predicted model, not a curated record. NCBI's taxonomy places the organism in Eukaryota, Metazoa, Chordata, Aves, Pelecaniformes, Pelecanidae.
UCUUCUGCAGGACAGAUUCUGCAUCCCACAUGAACUACGAAAAUCCUCCACCUUACCCUGGCCCGGGCCCGACCGCCCCUUACCCACCCUAUGCACAGCAACCAGGUGGUCCUCCUGGCCCGUACCCAGGCUAUCCUCCCGGACCUACUGGGCCGUACCAGCCAGGCCAGCCAGGUUAUCAAGGUUAUCCCCAGUAUGGAUGGCAAAAUGCACCUCCACCUCCAGGACCAGUGUAUGCAGAUGGGCCUAAAAACACAGUGUACGUCGUGGAGGAGCGGCGGAGAGACGAUACAGGCGAGAGCGCCUGCCUGACGGCAUGCUGGACUGCACUCUGCUGCUGCUGCCUCUGGGACAUGCUGACCUGACUCCACUGCAGCUGCCUCCGGUACCUCUCACUGAGUGCUAUGCAGGCUCCCCACUCCUGUCCUGACUUCUUUCUGUUACUGUAAUCAAUGCUCUGCUUUGCACGACCAAGAGUUCCUGUCUGUCAGUCCUAGCGCCUUGUUGGGGUGGGGGGUGCACUCCUUUAUUUUAGUAAAGGAAAAAUCCCUUUUUAACAUUUCUAAGACACUUGUAAUUUUGAAGAAUGUGCUAAUGGUAUAUUUCAGCCAAAGGCAUUCUGAUGAAAUGUAUAUUUAUCAGUUGAAAUUUUCCUAGUCCUAGAAAUGAAGAUGUAUGCAAUAAUUAAAGCCAACAGUUGAUUUUCUUCGCUAG